AUGGCGGACGCGGCGGACGCAGCCAGCACCAGCGCGCCGGCAGUCACGGCCGAGUCGAUAAAGGCAACGCUGGUAUCCAAGCUGGGCGCGCAACACGUCGAGAUCGAGGACCUAUCCGGCGGCUGCGGCCAGGCAUUCCAGGCGGUCAUCGUGUCGGCGCAGUUCGAGAAGAAGACCAUGCUCGCGCGCCACCGGCUGGUGAAUUCGGCGCUCAAGGCCGAAAUCGCCGCGAUCCACGCGUGGACGCCGAAAUGCUAUACGCCCGAACAGUGGGCGGGGCUCAACCAAUAG
Molecule: messenger RNA, 291 nt
Organism: Ophidiomyces ophidiicola
Lineage: Eukaryota; Fungi; Ascomycota; Eurotiomycetes; Onygenales; Onygenaceae
Exons: 2
Coding region: 1-291 (96 amino acids)
Biological process (GO): intracellular iron ion homeostasis
Cellular component (GO): cytosol; nucleus
Molecular function (GO): 2 iron, 2 sulfur cluster binding
Source: RefSeq, a predicted model, not a curated record